Molecule: messenger RNA, 1133 nt
Organism: Periophthalmus magnuspinnatus
Lineage: Eukaryota; Metazoa; Chordata; Actinopteri; Gobiiformes; Gobiidae
Gene: kmt5ab
Product: lysine methyltransferase 5Ab
Exons: 8
Coding region: 148-1125 (325 amino acids)
Molecular function (GO): histone H4K20 methyltransferase activity; protein binding
Source: RefSeq, a predicted model, not a curated record
CGCUCCCCGUGGCACCGCCCCUUCAGCGGUGCAGUGUUGUGAUGUCUAUGCUUACCUGAGCCGUGCAGUAAAAACUAAGGUUUACGGCUGAAAAGAGACUGCAAAUAUCCAACAUUGGUCCUCUCACGUGUGCUCUGUGACCCUGACAUGGCAAAAGGAAAGAGGAAUGUGCUGAGAACUGACAGAAAGCCCGACGACACCAUUCAGCACAAAGUUAGCUUCUCCCGGAACGAGACAAAGGAGAAUAAACCUGCUCCUAACCAGCAAAAAGGUCAGUCCAUCGUUCAGAGCCAGCAGAAUUCAGCCAAAUCCCGCUCUCCCCUGGGACAGUGCAGCAUGCUGAUCCAGGAUACUAACGACGCCGCCCCCACCAGCGCUGACUCAAAGCUAAGAAAAGACAUACCUACAGAGGGUAAAUGGGACGCCAAGGAGCAGAAGACUAAGAGCUGUGCAGAGAUGGGAGAGAAGUCUGCAGCCAGUGAGCUCAAAGAGUCCAGCGGCCAAACCAAAGCAGGCCCCAUUAAGGAUAACAAGCCACAGGCAUCCAAGAACCGAAGUCAGGCUGUACACAAGAAGAGUGAAAAUAAAGCUCCCAAAAAUAAGAAGGUGACAGACUACUUUCCAAUCAGAAGAAGCAACCGAAAGACCAAAGCUGAGCUGAAGAGUGAAGAACACCGACAUCUGGAUGACCUCAUAAAGAACGGUGUGGAAGAAGGAAUGGAGGUGAAGGUGAUUGAGGGGAAGGGCAGAGGUGUGUUUGCGGUGAAGGGCUUUAAAAAAGGCGACUUUGUGGUGGAGUACUCUGGAGACCUGCUGGAGCUGUCUGAGGCCAAAGCACGUGAGACCCAGUACGCCCAGGACCCCUCCACAGGCUGCUACAUGUACUACUUUCAGUACCAGACCAAGACCUACUGUGUGGACGCUACAAAAGAGAGCAGCCGUCUGGGCAGGCUCAUCAACCACAGCAAGAGCGGGAACUGUCAGACACGGCUGCACCCCAUCGAGGGGACACCCCACCUCAUCCUGAUAGCGUCCCGGGACAUCAGCGCAGAUGAGGAGCUGCUCUACGACUAUGGAGACCGCAGUAAGACCUCAAUCUCUGCUCAUCCCUGGCUCAAGUACUGACCUCAACC